Molecule: messenger RNA, 2714 nt
Organism: Centrocercus urophasianus (Greater sage-grouse)
Lineage: Eukaryota; Metazoa; Chordata; Aves; Galliformes; Phasianidae
Gene: DDX54
Product: DEAD-box helicase 54
Exons: 20
Coding region: 16-2505 (829 amino acids)
Cellular component (GO): nucleus
Molecular function (GO): RNA helicase activity; RNA binding; ATP binding
Source: RefSeq, a predicted model, not a curated record
UUCCGCUCCACCGCCAUGGCGCCGCCGAGUGCCCGCAAGCGGCGCGGACCGAAUGGAGCUGGGGAACAGCGCCGGGCAGCAACGCUUCCCGUGCCCCCGCUGCCUGCCUUUCCCACUGCUGAGGACAGGGAUGAUGACACCGCCGAGGACACGCAGGCAAUGGUGCGGGCUCAGAACAAGAAGAAGAAAUCCGGAGGCUUCCAGUCCAUGGGCCUGAGCUACCCUGUCUUCAAGGGUGUGAUGAAGAAGGGAUACAAAGUGCCCACGCCCAUCCAGAGGAAGACCAUCCCUGUGAUCCUGCGUGGCCGUGACGUGGUGGCGAUGGCACGGACAGGCAGUGGGAAGACGGCCUGCUUCCUCCUGCCCAUGUUUGAGCGGCUGAAGGCACCCAGCCCCUCUGGAGCACGCGCCCUCAUCCUCUCACCCACUCGUGAACUGGCCCUGCAGACCCUCAAGUUCACCAAGGAGCUGGGCAAGUUCACAGGAUUGAAGACCGCUCUUGUGCUGGGAGGAGACAAGAUGGAGGAUCAGUUUGCUGCGCUGCACGAGAACCCCGACAUAAUCAUUGCCACUCCCGGGCGCCUGGUGCAUGUGGCAGUGGAGAUGAACCUGAAGCUGCAGAGCGUGGAGUACGUGGUGUUUGACGAGGCUGACAGGCUCUUUGAGAUGGGCUUUGCAGAACAGCUCCAAGAGAUCCUUGCUCGGCUACCGGGUAGCCACCAGACCGUCCUCUUCUCAGCCACACUGCCCAAGCUGCUCGUUGAGUUUGCCCGUGCUGGUCUCACUGAGCCAAUGCUGAUACGUCUGGAUGUGGAGUCAAAGCUCAGUGAGCAGCUCAAGCUGGCUUUCUUCCACGUCCGUGGAGAUGACAAACCAGCGGUGCUGCUCCACCUGCUCCGCAGCGUGGUGAAGCCCCAGGAUCAGACAGUCGUCUUUGUGGCCACGAAGCACCACACGGAGUAUCUCAAGGAGCUACUCACGUCCCAGGGCAUCUGCUGUACCCACAUCUACAGCUCACUGGACCAGACUGCCCGCAAAAUCAACAUUGCCAAAUUUGCCCAUGGCAAAUGCCAGGUGCUGCUGGUGACAGACGUGGCUGCCCGUGGGCUCGACAUCCCCAUGCUGGACAAUGUCAUCAACUACAGCUUCCCUGCCAAGUCCAAGCUUUUCCUGCACCGUGUUGGUCGUGUGGCCCGUGCUGGCCGCAGUGGCACUGCCUACUCGCUGGUGGCUCCUGAUGAGAUGCCCUACAUCUUUGACCUCCACCUCUUCCUGGGACGCCCGCUUAUCCUUGCCGGUGCCCAGGAGAUGCCUGCAGAUGCAGAUGGGGUCCUGGGUCGCGUCCCGCAGAGCUUGGUGGAUGAUGAGGAGUGCCUGCUGCUGACAGACCACGAGGGCUCACUGGAGCUGCAGAGCCUGCGCCGCGUGGCUGACAAUGCCCAGAAGCAGUACCUGCGCUCCCGGCCCGGCCCCUCGCCCGAGUCCAUCAAGAGGGUGAAGGAGAUGGACAUGUCUCAGUUGGGCAUCCACCCCCUCUUCAGUGCUCACUUUGAAGAUACUGAACUGGAGAGGCUGAAGUUGGUGGACAGCAUUAAAGCCUACAAGUCCAAGGCGACCAUCUUUGAGAUCAACGCCACAGCCCACACGUUGGCCAGCAGCAUCAUGCGCUCCAAGCGGCGACACGACCGUGCCCUCAUCGAGAAGUUCCAGCGUGGGCAGGAGGAGAAGCGGGUAGCAGCUCUCAAGGGGCAGGGGCUGCAUCCAGCCACCCCCAAGCCUGAGGAGGAGGAAGGAGAGGAGGAAAACCUCCAGGAGGUGUUCUCCACCGUGGUGGGACGGAAGCGCAAACGGAGCCGGGCUGCAGAAGAUGGUGCCAGGAAAAAGCCACAGCCACCAGCACAGCGGGAUGAGGAUUUCUACAUCCCAUAUCGACCCAAGGACUUUGAGAGCGAGCGGGGGCUGAGUGUGGGCGGUGAGGGCAGUGCCUUCGAGCAGCAGGCAGCUGGGGCUGUGCUGGAUCUCAUGGGUGAUGAAGGCCACAACCUGAACAGGAGCAAGCAGCUGCUGAAGUGGGACCGCAAGAAGAAGCGUUUUGUGGGGCAGACGGGCCAGGAGGAGAAGAAGAAAGUGCGGACAGAGAGCGGGCGCUACAUCAGCAGCUCCUACAAGAACAACCUCUAUGAGAAAUGGAAGCAGAAAAACAAGGUUGAUGAGCGAGACGAGGACGAAGACAACCAGGGAGGCCGGGAGCAAUACAGAGGGAAGCACAAACGUGGGCACGCCCCCCAGCGGCCCCCCACCCAGGGCAAGGUGCGCUCGGAGCUGAAGAACAAGCAGCAGAUCCUGAAGCAGCGCAAGGCAGCGGCCAAGCAGCGCUUCCUGCAGCGCGGGGGCCUGAAGCGCCUGAAGGCACGGAACCGGCAGCGGGUGCAGGAGCUGCGACAGAUGGCGUUCGGCCGCCGUGUUGGGGCCACCAAGAAGGGAAAGCUCCGAAAAAAGAUGUAGGAGAUGGCCUAGCAAAGGACGCAUCAAAUAGAUACCCAGCUGGUUUUGGAGCCUGCCUCCUCUCUUGUGUCCUAUACCUGGGGUAAUUCCUCGCUCAGGUUCAGUUCUAAAAGAACGCAGCACUCGGGGACUGCAGCUGUGUUAUAUUUUGAUGGGAAAAGGCUUUAUCAGUAUCGAUGGCCUGAAGAUGAGCAGCUGCUCUACUUCUG